Messenger RNA from Neoarthrinium moseri, 4746 nucleotides. RefSeq lists its product as uncharacterized. The transcript has a single exon. The coding region runs from base 1 to 4746 and encodes 1581 amino acids. Lineage: Eukaryota; Fungi; Ascomycota; Sordariomycetes; Amphisphaeriales; Apiosporaceae. The record is from RefSeq and is a predicted model, not a curated record.
AUGGCGAGCUUCGUGGAUUUGAGUUCGUCGCCGGACCCGCUGGGCGACGAGGCCCCGAGCUCGAUGCGGCCUUCCACGCGGCGCAUCGCCCGCCACUUCCACCCCCAGGCCCAGAGCUCGUCGCUCAAGGUCCCCCCGAGCACCUCAACCAAGGUCAUGUCGACUUCGAAGUCGCCCAGGAAGCAGACCUUCGAACUGGACGUUGGCAACGGCCGCUCGCCCCAGAGGCUCUUGGUUACGGUCGAGGCAGAGGAUGACCGGGGCAGAGACAGCGGCGUGAGCAGGCGCCUGUUUGCCGCCUCGCCGUCAAGAAGUGUCAGCCGCAGACGACAGGCGGCGACGACGACUACGACUGUGCCUCUCAGAGGCUUGACCGACGAUGAGGGCGGCGACUUGGGCGACGAUCCGACUCCGAGACGGCGCGGCCGGCCUCGGGGAAGCCUAGGAAGCAAGAAUGGAACACCAGCUCCCCCCAGGGGCAAGAAGAGGGCCGGCACACCUAUACGCAAAGCCCCUACAGCGAAGCGUCGCAGCGGCGAAGCAUCGUCGGAAGCGGCAUUGCCCAGCGAUGUGCUUCUGGACACGGACGCCAAUUCCACAGCAGACCCAACCCCCAAAGCGAAGACGAGGGCGAGGAAAACACCCAAGAAAGCCGGCACCCCAGCACCACCGUCAAGUAAACCGACUGGCAGGAAACGUGGACGCCCGCGGAAAGCUCUGAUGCCCGACGAAGUGGCCAUUCUGACGAGCGAGGCCGAGUUUCGGGCUGACGAGACGGAUAUGCUUCCGAAUGAGGAUGCGCCGACUUUCGGUGACGCCCGUUCCGAAGGGGAAACCCAUAUGGAUGAAAACGACCUGAGACCCGAGGAUGAACCCACCCAUGGCGACGAGAGAGCUUCAGCCAGUUCCCCAACUCGAGAAAACACGGCCCUGGGUCUUUCCGUUCAUGCCGAGGAGCAUCAUUCGCCAGGCCCGGCCCCAAGCUCGGAUCCAAUUGACGGUGCAUCGGCUCAUGAAGCUCGCGCAGGCGGAUCCGAUGGGCCGAUGUUCGACGACUACCUGCAAGAACCUCAGAGUGAUUUUGAAUCGGAAGCCGGUGACGAGGACGGCAUGACGUACAGCGGCCAAGACAACCUAACCCAUGCAUCCGACUUUAGUAUGAUAGCAGUCGAGUCUCUGCCCUCGUUCCAGGCCUCAUUUCAGGGCAAUCUGAGUGGCAUUGCUGAAGAGGAGCACUCUUACGCCGACGCUGGCGAGGAGACCAAUCUCCUCAUCAAUCAGACUAUGGAAUCGCUGAGACGAAGCACUCAGACUGAAUCGCAAGAUGAACCAGAAGCCACGCUGGCACAUGAAAGCCGCUUGCAAAACCUCUCGGUGAUGCAGAACCACUCAAUGGCAGCACAAAGCAGCCCGGCUGAUUUGCGAUCGAGUCAGAUGUCUUUCUCAAGGAGCCCGCGCAGACCAAAGGCAAUGCCAUUGAAUAGGCAGAUCUUUGCGCCCAAAGCACCGCAUGUGGACGAUUCAUUUUCGAGUAUACCAGACAGCGUUCUACAUGCAGCAACCCCGGCAAGGAUAUCGACGAAGCAAGUUUCCAUGGAGACGGCACACGAUGACACCGUAAUGUACGACGAUUCCUUCUCAGAGAUCCCCGACGAGAUCCUUGUAGCUGCCACGCCCAAGCCGGCAGCACGGUCCGCCGCUUUUGCCUACCGUGAGAACAACAGCGAUCAACUCUCCUCCGACGUUGAAGGCAACUCAGCGUCCAGAUCUACCAAUAUUGGAUCUGACCGAUUGCCUACACCUGAUGACACCAACUCUUCCACCACAGACGCUAAGAACGGCGCUGGUGAAGAAACCCAGGGGACGGCUGCGAUAUCAUCUGCAGUGCGAAAUACUUCGAAUCUCAACAUCCGCUCCUCACCGCCUACCAUCAGUCGCCAUUUCACCACGAUGAACAUAGAAUCCGAGGGCGGGCAGGUGGAGCAGGAUACCGCCGGCACACCACCACGAAGAAGCUCAUCGCCUGCAGUGUCUCAAAUUGCAUCCGGAUCACCUGGACAAUCCAAGACAUUGGAACCACCAGCGCCGCAGCGGCGCCCGACAUUGUCUCCGAUCGUUCGGGCGGGUCGAACUCUACAAAAUAUAAUGACAGAUCGAUCAUCUCCCGAUGGGCGGGAAAGUAGCUUGGGAAGUCCCUUUAGAGGGUCUGUCCAGAACGACUCACGCCAAUCCUCCAUCUCAAAAUCCCCCAUCCGCGAUCCUCAGCAUUCAACUCAUCAGUCCAAUUUGAAUUUUGGAUUUAAUCCGCUGGCCUCGUUAUCGCAUAGCAUCAGAUCGGCGUUUGCUUCAAGCCAACGGCAUGCUCCUGCUCCCACGUUUGGCCAGGCUGAAGAUCCAUUCGGUCCGAGCAUGCAUCGCGACCAGCAGACCGAGGCUCCUAGGACCUCACCUCGAGGAACUGAGCAUAACGAGACCGAAACCCUCCCAGUUCAGGAAGAGCCCUUUCCCUCAAUGACCAGCUCUACCAGGGCUGCGCCGGCGAGCGAAGGUGAAGUGAAUUGGGCAGGUGAUCAGAGCAGCCCUACGGCUCAACGAUCCAGGCGGAUGUCUGCGACAUUACGAUCAGUGAACUCGAGUCUUGUCGGAACGCGUGGCUCCAACAGUGGCCGCGUCUUAAACGUUGAAAACGCGGAGGAAGAGGAAGAAGUAGAGGAAGAACAGCAACCCGAAGAACAAGAGGAAGGUUCGUCUCCUGGUGAGAUUGACGAAUAUGAUCAACUCGACGCAGAGAUAGAAGAACCGGAAGAACCAGAGGAGCCGGAUGAGCCGGAGGAGCCGGAUGAGCAAGAGGAUGAGCAACCAGAAGAUCAGCUCGUUGGUGGUCCUCAAGAAGAGGAAGAAGAAGGGUUUGACGACCUUGAUUUGUGGGAAGCUGAAGCCUCGCGCGCUACACCCACGACCCCUCGAUCAGCCAAGAUCCUUCGAGCUGAGGCAGAAGCACGAAGACAACCAAGCUCCCAAGUGCAACCACAAGAGCAGGAGCAGGAGCCAGCGUCAGAGCCAGCGCAAGUCAGCAGCAACCCAGCCCGUCGUGCCAAGAUCCCCAGCCCCUGGAGACGAAACACUAGACGGCUCAUCUACCAAGAUGACUUUAAGAGUGCAUCUCAGAUUGAGAUGGAAGACAGCCCACCAAGUGAGGUUGAUAGACCCAGUCCAGUCCCUCCAGUUGCCGUCCAGCAGGAAAGGCAGUACGUGGAGCCUGAAGCUGAUGUCGAGGACAUGAGACACGACGACAUUGAGGAAGAGCUCAGAGACCAGCGAAGCGACUCUGAUGAUGGCGCUGAUGGCGGUGAAUUUGACCUGCCUCAGGAACACUCCCCGACGCCGGAACCAUACAGAAAUGUCGAACCGGCACCAGAGCCUUCUUUGCUUGAAGAGUAUUCUAUGGUAUCCAAACACGAUCACAAUACCGGGCCGCCAGCCCAGGAGAAGCCAGCGCCCGCUCGAAGGAGUUUCUUUGGAAGCUUUGACAUCUUGUCCUUCUUCUCAUCGCCUCGACCUCCGGUUGCUAAGGAACAAGUGGAGGAGACCCCAGAACACCAGACCACCUCCAAAGUUCUGCCUCGUCCUCUCCGAAGUGUCGAGCGACAACCUCCUAGCGAGCCUCAGUCUGCACUCCGGGCAACUGGUUUCUUCCCUUCGAUACGACAGAAGGCAUUCAACCCCAGUCCCGAACGCCGAAACGAUCUCUUUUCGCCGGGGUCUGCCCUUAAGUCGAAUGACACUGUGCCAGAUAGUACCGCUGAUCUGCCGUCGACGCCAGAACGCCAAGAUUUCCCCCCUAUCCCGCAGAAACGCAACUUUACUCCUUUGUCGGCCCAAUCUCGCAACACGGCCUCGCUCUUCACACCGAGCAGACAAGGCUCUACUCCAGCUCAGGAUAUGCGGACCCCGUCACCCGAAAGUGAUCCUCCCCAGGAGCCGUACGACAGUGGCGAGGGCUCCUCGAUGCAGACAGACGAGCCAUCUUUCGAGCGCAUCCCGCCGCGUGAGAAGCCCUCACACUGGGACAAGACUCUCAGCCCGUCCAAGUCUUGCCUGCGCUCUCCACUUAAGCCGAAAACGCCAGGCCGGGUGGUCGAGUUUACGAGCAGCGUCUUGAACCCAGACGCUCGCCUCCGGGCACGCGACGACCAACAGCGGGCGCUCAGCACACUGGACGGCGGCAUCAACCGGCUCAUCUCGCAGGCUCCUGUCCUGACAGCAGUCCCGAGAGUGUCCGAGCUCGACAAGGAGAACAGCCCGUCGCCGCCGCCCCGGUCCCCGGACAAGCCCGCGCUCUCGGCCACGGCCUGGACCAAGCACCACUGGCUGCGGCUGGACGAGCUGCUGGGGCUGCGGGCCUUCGACCCGCUGCGCUUCCAGAUGCUGUACCCGCGCGUGCUCGCGGCCGGCGGCGUCGAUCCCGACACCAAGCAGCACCCGCUCGCCGGCAAGGAGGUCUCGACCGCCCGCCAGAGCCUCACCCUGCUGCCCUGGCACCUCGAGGUCGUCGAGGCCUUCCGCGCCGACGUCCCCGGCUGGGACGCCCGCAGCCUCAGCAAGCGCCUCUUCGCCCUCAUCAUCGGCAAGCAGAACCGCCAGAUGGGCCAGGUCGGGAGGACGAGUGCGAGGGCGCAGACCCAGGCGCAGGGUGAGCGUGAGCAGCGCCGGGGAGGCGGGCGUGUUGCUUUCGCUGCGAACUGA